Molecule: messenger RNA, 855 nt
Organism: Spirodela intermedia
Lineage: Eukaryota; Viridiplantae; Streptophyta; Magnoliopsida; Alismatales; Araceae
Source: the annotation of a GenBank genome assembly
AUGGGGAGCUGCCUCAGCAAGAAGCGAGUCUCCGCCAACAGCAGGAAGAACAAGGAGAACAACGGGUCUAAGCUUGAGCAGGACGCGGCGGUCACUCUCGGCCGCGGAUCUGCCGCCGCCGCCCCUCCGCAUUCUUCUCUGCCUCCGCCGCCGCCGGAGGAGGAGGCCGUGGUGAAGGAGGUGCUCACGGAGACGCCCUCAGUCCUGCCGAAUCCUAAAUCUCGGGUAGGCGGCGAGAUUGCCACCGUGAAGCCGCCCGACGCCGCUGAAGGGACGGCGGCGGCGGCGGCGGCACCUGUAGGCGGCGGCACCGAGGAUAAAUCCGACGCAGCGUCGGAGAACUGGAGCUUUAGCGAGAGCUUCGUCUCCGCCACGCCGACGGAGAGGGAAGAGGCGGAUGAAAUUUCCUCGUCGGCCCCACCUCCGACGAAGCGGAGGUCUCCGGCGGAGAAGACCCACCACCACCGCUACCACCACCAACAGCGGAACGAUGUUAGGGCCGGCGGUGGCGGCUGGGGCACGCCGUCGACGCGGAAUGGGGACAGGUCCACUCCGAGAAGACAGCCGGCGGCGGCAAUAGGAACGGACCACGGCGAGAGGUCCGGCCGAAGGUCCGCCUCACCGAUGGCGAAGGGGGCGGAGGACCGUCACUCUCCCGGCUCAGGCGGCGGCGGCGGAGGAGGAGCAGUCAGCAGAAGCUCGUCGAUGAGGAAGGCGGGGACGGGGUCGCCGCGGCGGGCAGCCCCGCCGGCGGGGGGUGGCGCGACCCGGAAGAUGGCGGCGCCGCCGAGGGCGGCGCUCGAGGACUCGGUGGAGAAUCCUCUCGUCUCCCUGGAGUGCUUCAUCUUCCUCUGA